This is a messenger RNA of Penicillium riverlandense, 375 nucleotides long. RefSeq names its product pantothenate transporter. NCBI's taxonomy places the organism in Eukaryota, Fungi, Ascomycota, Eurotiomycetes, Eurotiales, Aspergillaceae. The record is from RefSeq and is a predicted model, not a curated record. The coding region runs from base 1 to 375 and encodes 124 amino acids. The transcript is spliced from 2 exons.
AUGAACGUCAGUCUGUCAGCCUUCAGCAGCUUCCUACCUCUCAUUGUCAAAACAUUCGGGUAUACCACUUUCACCACACAACUUCUGACUGUCCCCGUAGCCGGCGCACUUGCCUUUCUUAUGGUCUUCGGACAAGCGUUCGCUGUCUUGGAGGUGGAAAUCUUCGGUGAUCCGCCCAACUACUAUCCAGGCAAAGGUUUCGCUUUGGCAGGUACCGCUGCAGCAGCUCUGGUCACUCCUCUCUUUCAAGUGUAUUUGAAGCGGAAAAAUGCUGAAAAAUUAUCGAAUCAGGAUACGGAAGAAGCAGCUGCCAAACGGGGUCUUGGGAUUGAGGAGAUUGGCGAUGAUCACCCGGAUUUUAUGUACUGGCUGUAG